AUAACGCAAGCCUUCUGCCUCUCCGAUAUACGAAGAAACGCCUCUCUCAAUCGUCGACCAAGACCAUGAAGCUAUUCAAAAGUGACAACGCUAUCUUGCUGUGUAUAUGUUUGGCGUCAUUGAAGACAACCAAUGGCUUUUCAUUUGUAUUUCCUUCUGUAGUAUCUCGGUCGUCAGCGGCUGUGUCUAGUCAGUCUACCGAGACAGCAAGUCAAUAUCGGAGCAAUCGACAAAAGUACACUGCAUUGUAUCAGCUAGACGACAGCGAAGACUUGUCAAACAACCUCCAGGAUGACACCAGUGAUUCCGAGAUCUUUUUCGACGACUUUGCUGACUUUGGACUUGUUGGCCAAAGCGGCAACGACGACUUGCCUCCUGCGCCAGAACAUUUGGUUCCAGGCAUUGAUCCGACCAAGACCGCGUUACACGAGCGCAUUCAACGAUUACAAAACGACGAAAGGCAAAAAGACGCUCAACUUAUGCAUAAUUGGAAACGCGGCAACUGGGAUGUUCGUGGGUUCUCCCUCGACCCGGAAUCGGCUGAUCUGGAUGUAAUGCUACCGAACCAACGAGUUCAUGUUUGCAAGGUAGCUUUGGACGAUAACGGCCGUGUUUGGGUGGGUCGACAGGACGGAAGUGUUGUUCUUGUCGGAUUAGGGGACGAAUAUUGGACACACUUUCGUUCCAAGCUAGCGGCCAACGCUCAAGACAAUGAUUCUAUAAAGGUCGCCAGUAAGCUCGUACGGGAGGAGAACUAUGGCACCAUUCCCGCGCAAGAUGACGAGGAAGAAUACGAAAUGUCUUCGGUCGCCGAACCUAGAAAGCCUUUUGAGAUUCGAAACCAAAUAUCGGCCCACGCUAGUCCGAUUUCGUCGUUGCUGGCGGUGGAUGGAUACCUCUUCACCUCUGGUCAAGAAGGGACUAUUCAGCAAUGGAUCGUUACGGAAGAUGAAAGUGACAAAGCUGCUUCCUUAACGAAAGUUGUCGCUUCUAGGCUUAUGGACGACGAGGUUCAUAAAGAUACCAUAGUUUGUCUCAAGCCAGUGUCGGUGUUGCCGGAUGAAGACCCCACCGUUAUAUUUUCGGCAGCAAAAGACGGAUCACUGGCGCUCUGGGAUUUACACAUGGGAGAGUUGCUAUACAAGUGUCAAAUUGUCGGUGACAAAAGUGCAAUGGAUAAGUCUUUGCUUGAUGUAUCCUCUGCUGAUUCGGACGGAGUCAACAUAUACAUUGGAACAAACGAAGGUCAGGUGCUAGCAUACACAGUCAAGGCGCUGCUAGAGUCGGCCUCGACUGGUCGUGCUUCCUGUCCGCUCCCAAACGGUCAAUGGACGGUGACCGAGCCCGGUGAGACAGUCACUAGUUUAGCUUGUGCUGGAAAGGGUACACUUGGGCGUGGGUCAGCGCAAGAAACAACUGUCUUGCUUACUGGUUGUGCUAGCGGUACCGUGAAACAAUUCGAAGUCUUCGCUCGGAGAAUGCCUGGAACUUCGGAAAAAACACAGUCAGUCAAGCUGGAGCAGUGGCCGAAGAUGUCGUCGCAGCGACUGCGAAAGAAAGCCCAUGUGUUUUCUGGCCACGAAGCACCUGUAACCGCUCUUUGUGCUGUUGACUCCACCAAAUUCUUAUCGGCCAGUGCGGAUGGUACUAUUCGAGCCUGGGAUACUUCCAACGGCAAAGAGUUGUUCGCAAUGGAUGGAUUCACCUCGGAAAUAAGUAGUUUAUGCUUUCAGGACGCCCUCCUUGUGACUGAUGGCAUGGAGAAGUUUGUUUGCGUCCAUGAUUUUGAUGUAGAUCCAAACGGCAAUGGUGAUUUUGAAAUUGAGAUGGACGAGUGGUGA
Molecule: messenger RNA, 1841 nt
Organism: Phaeodactylum tricornutum CCAP 1055/1
Lineage: Eukaryota; Bacillariophyta; Bacillariophyceae; Surirellales; Neidiaceae
Exons: 1
Coding region: 66-1841 (591 amino acids)
Molecular function (GO): protein binding
Source: RefSeq, a predicted model, not a curated record